Molecule: messenger RNA, 2523 nt
Organism: Leishmania braziliensis MHOM/BR/75/M2904
Lineage: Eukaryota; Euglenozoa; Kinetoplastea; Trypanosomatida; Trypanosomatidae
Exons: 1
Coding region: 1-2523 (840 amino acids)
Source: RefSeq, a predicted model, not a curated record
AUGGAGACGUUGGACCUCCCCCUAAACCCUGGAUCGGCCACCGCCAUUCUCCACCCAUUUAACGUGCUACACGUGAGCCACGCUGUCCUGCGGCAUGCGCUUAGCGUCUUCAACCCUGACACUGCGGUGGUGCGCCGCACGCACCGCCGCUCGCGCACCCACGCAGAGGCUACAGAGAGUCGUUUUGUCACUGAAAGCGCUGACGUUGGUGGCGACACGGCCUCGGUAGCGUCUUCGCGGCAGUCGCGAAGAUCUGCACGCCACGCUGCAGGUGAGCCAUCAAGCGAACGUCGGCAUCGGCGGCACCACUCGAGCAGCGGUGACUCUGUCGCAACGCCGACAACUCAGCAUCGCAGCCGCCGCUCUUCUGUCGAGAGUAACAAGAGCAGCAGAGGUGCGGCUGAUAGAAUACCAGCAGUUCCCUCAAACCGCCGCACGCGUAGUGCUGAAGAACCGCUCGUGGCGUCGAGGCGUGCGUCCGUCGACAGUGGAAGCAACAGCGUCACCAGCGCGCCCGGCUUAAGUGGAGGUCGGGUGCGCCGCAGCCAUAGCGAUGAUGCCCGCAGUCGCACACGGAGUCUCCCUGGUGACCAAGUUGUCCUUGCCACCGGUAGCACUGGCACGAACGCUCGGCUAGCAUCUUCAGCGCCACACCCGCUUUCGGCGGAGAGAACCCCGUCAGUAGCAAGUGGCCUCACUCCUCCACUGGCCCCACCGCCCCCUGUCAUGGAUAUCGGCAAGCCGCCGCUGAGCUCCCGUCGCCUCUCGAGCUUGCCUACCGCUGCUAGCACACCCGAUGUGGCAACUCGCUCGCGGCAUCGUCAUCACAGCACUGGCAGCAGCGGUGGCCUCAGCAGCAGCAGUCGGCGUUCCUCACGCUCGCAUCGAAGCGACAAAGACGAGACCAGCCGCCGCGUUAUCAUCAUUCGUGACGGUGAGGCGAGGAGGAGACUCGCCUCGAAGGUGGCAGCGUGGGCGCCGACUAGCUGGUGGCGACGCAUGCAGGCGAGGAACAUGACGCGGCAGGCGCACCUCAUUGACCACGUUAUUCAUGCUGUCCCAGUGCUCAUUGUGCACUACUGCUGUAAACUGAAGCGGCAGCUGGCAACUCUGCCACUGCUGUGCUUCUGUGAUUUACUACCGUCGCCUGGCACAGCGGACACGCGGGGCAGCACCGGCGGAGCUGCUGCUGGUGCCGCGGCAGCAGCGUGGCUGCCCACGGAAGAACGGUUUGAGAAACUGCCGGCCCCGGACGCGGCCCACCUCCUCCUCACGCGGUGGAUGCUGGCGGCGACUGAGUCGUACAUUGAGAAGCUCUUCUUCGACGGAAGUCUCGUGGUGCGGCAACUGCGCAGCAAGCGGACUCCGCGACGACUGCUAGGCUGGGGAUUAAGACUUGCAUCCCAUGCCGUCUUUGAUCCGCUUCUGCUGAGCAUUGUGGUGCCGAUGCUGCUCUCAUGGGGCGCGACUCCCCUGACCGGCGACGCGUUAUCUUUACUGCCAUCACCGCCGCCGAGAGUGCUCUUCACGGUGCCCGGUGCCAUCCGUGGCCUCAUGAUAAGCACCGUGGGUGUAAUAACUCAGCGGCUUGUGAUGCCCCUCGCGAGCCAGCUGGUAGACCGAGCGGUGCUGACGGUCUUCGAGGCAGUCGAGUACCUCCUCAUGCGCCGCUACGCGCGGUGGUCAGAAGGCGAAGAUGAGGACGAUGACUACAACGGGGAUGACGAGGACAAUGAUGACCGCGCAUCGCUCGCCUCGGGCGUUAGCGAAGGUGCGCACUCUAAGCAAAGGGUGAGCGCGUCGACCGCUGCCAUCACCAUCGAUGGGGACGGGCCGAGCGGGACUGCCACAAUCUCGGCAGAGAAUCGCGUGCAGCGUGAGCAGCUUCAACUGCGGCGAGAGCGUCGCGAGCGCCAUAAGCGACGUGAACGGCGGCAGGCCGAGCGGGAGCAUGCCAUGAAGUUGGCCAUUCUUCGUGCUAUCGUGUACCGCGUUGUAGCCUCUCUUGCGGCUCAGUCGUUCAUUGAUCAUCCGCUUAGCGUGCUGGUGGAACUCUUGCGCGGCCGCGCGACGCUGCACCUCAUGGGGCUCCUUCAACCAUACGCGACCAUGACGGCCGCAAGUGAUGGACUGUCGUGGGCAAAUCUAUGGCAGUACGUUUUGCAUCUGGCGGACGAGAAUGUAACGGUGAGAGGCGCGAUGAAACGAGGAGACGCCGACGAAGGCGUGCCGCCGCUGGUAACGGCGCUUCGUCGCGCUGGUCGCGCCAUUGCGCAGGAAGUGGUUGUACUAACUUCUAGUGUGCUGACGACCUCCGGGCAGACAGAGGCCAUCGCGACAGUUCAGCAGCGUGCCGCACAAACCAUCGCGCAGGGCGGCAUUCCAUCAGCGGCUGACAGCGCAGAUUUCAUGGCUCGCACCCUUUUCUCUCUUUCACCCUUCUAUUACGGCAUUCAGUUCACUAUGAUCGACAAAGUGCUGAGCUUCUACAUGGCUGUGUGGACGCGGUUGACGAAGCAGUAG